UAAUCUGAAAAUAAUAAAAGAUGCCUUCUAGAGGAAAGACGCAACGGUAAGUUUAUUCCUCUGUUCCUAUAAACCGCCUUCAAUACACUGAUCCAACACAAAAUCUUCCUCUCUUUUUUUUCCCCUCUCAAUUCCAGACAAUAGAGACAUUUUUAUUUGGAAGUUCUGCUUCAAUGGCUAACAAUUAUUUGGUAGAAGUGUCACCAAACCCAUCACCAUCUACUCCUCUGCCUUCUAUUCCCCUCCAUUUGUCUGGUUUUUUGAGCGGUGACACCAUUCAAGUUCAAGGAGACACCGAGAACUUACAAUUCUCUGUGCAAUUUAGUAUCAACCAUAAGCAUAAUUCCGAGAAUCAAUUUCACUGUCCCGGUACCGAUACGCCCCAAAAUCUAACUCGUCUCAAUUCUGGUUCUUCAUCAUACAUGACUCCCAUUACAACCCAUGAAGAGGAAGAUCAAAAUGCGCAUAGGGACUCGUCUUACCAUGCAACUGAUUCGAUCCCAACUGUUGAAGAAUGUCGUGCAACGAAGAAGGGAACCAUUGUCACGAGACUGAGAAGCGGGGUCUUAUCCCCGGUGACAUAUUGUCCUCGGAAAUCAAGUGUAGAAGAUGGGAAUUUACAAUUAUGGAGGAAAAUAUCGUCGAGGAAGAAGGGAAAGGGGAAAGGGAAUGAUGUUUUGGAUAGGGUGCUCAGACGACACAGUCUUCCGGUAAGGCCAUGCAGUUCUUAUGCUUUCUUUGUGAUUACCACUUGGGGUGCGGCCAAGUCUUCUUCAUUUGGAGGGACAAGCAAGAAAUUGGGUGAGAUGUGGUGCAAACUUCCCCCAGAGGAGAAGAAGGUAUUUGAGGACAUGGCAUUGCAAGAUAAUGUAAGGUACAGGAGACAAUGCAUGCUGUUGAGGUCCAAAGAUGGGGAUGGAGAAGUGUUAGACUGGAAAAAAGUAAAAAAUGUGGAGUAGCAUUGAGGUAGGUGCCUAAAGGGAUCCACAGAAAAUUCAGUAAGUUUGAACUCUAAACAUAUUUAUAUAUACAUGUUUCUUGUAUGCAGAAUUGUAUUAUGGUCUAUAGCAGAACCACAGGAUAUAUAUGCAAUUGCAUUAUGAUAAUUUAUGUGGAUGAGAAAUACCAAUAUAUUUUAUGUAUGUUGAACAUCAGUAGUAGCAAUCAGUAUCAGCAAUUGUAAAAACCAUUGUGAGCAAGAAG
Molecule: messenger RNA, 1203 nt
Organism: Cornus florida
Lineage: Eukaryota; Viridiplantae; Streptophyta; Magnoliopsida; Cornales; Cornaceae
Exons: 2
Coding region: 174-959 (261 amino acids)
Source: RefSeq, a predicted model, not a curated record